Molecule: messenger RNA, 1086 nt
Organism: Peronospora farinosa
Lineage: Eukaryota; Oomycota; Peronosporomycetes; Peronosporales; Peronosporaceae
Source: the annotation of a GenBank genome assembly
AUGGGCGAAGUGAUCCGAGUGCUGUUACUGAAUCCACUGACAGGCGUCACAUCGCUAGUGUGUCUCCAACGUCCGCUCAAGUGGGAAAACGUGCUGGGUGAUUUCUACCAGGUUAUUACGAACUCAGACGAUGAUCCAGCGCCCAGUAUCCUCACUAAAUGCAAAGUACUAUUACAUCCGACCAAAUCCAAGAACGAGAAAGGAGUUGUGAUUCGUAAGACCGCUUUAGAUCGAUCAAUCCGAGACGGAGAUCUCUUGUCUUUGGAAGGAUUUCAGCUGGACGAGGCCACUGGACCCCCUCCAGAAUUACUGGACAUGAUAGAUACACUGGACUUUGACGUGCCUUUGAAUUUUGGCGCGGAUUUAACUCCAUCUGGUUUAAAUGAUAAUGGAAACAUCUUAUCGGCGGCGAGAUUGACACCGGAACCGGUGAUUAAGCCUGUAGUGAACCUAGAGGUACAGACAGCGCCUCCUUCGACUGCUCCUGAGGGUGCGUGGAAGGGAAGUUCACGCAAAGCAAAGCGUGGGCGCAGUCUGUCGUCCAAGUUCUGGCUUGUGAAUAAAUUGGCAGCCUGCGGCAAGAUCAGUAAAGAGCAGAAGGAUUCGCUCAAGAUGCUUCUUCUUGCCUCGGACGACUCGGCGCUGCAUAAGGCCUUCGAGCAGUACGAGGAGACAGGGGAUCUGGACACGCUGCUUAAAUUGCAUGUAAACUCCACCAAAAAGUCGUUUGCGGGCUUACCGCCGCUCUCUACUGACGCUUUUGACUUCCAGCUCACGCAGAACAUUGAGAACGAGCUAGAUCUGCUAACUAUGCGAAGCUUCAACGUUGGUGGAGACGUCAACUCUCCGCUAAACCAGACUAUUUCUCCUGCUAUUGCGCAGCCAGCAAGGACAGCUAGCGCUGCUCCGAGCAAUGAGCCGAUUCCGUUCUCGAGCUCGAAUGGCGACCUCCUAGACCCGUUAGACGUGUUGUUAGAGUCGUCGCUGGACUCGUUGCCUAUGCCUAUAGGACACGGUGACGGUCAAAACUUGCCGUCAGCACUGCCUGGUGAUCUGCAUGGCAUGGAGGAGUGGCUUACGGAUUAG